Messenger RNA from Meleagris gallopavo (turkey), 2704 nucleotides. Its product is annotated as serum amyloid P-component. Lineage: Eukaryota; Metazoa; Chordata; Aves; Galliformes; Phasianidae. Gene Ontology annotation, molecular function: complement component C1q complex binding. Gene Ontology annotation, biological process: innate immune response. The record is from RefSeq and is a predicted model, not a curated record.
UGCCGGCGGCGCUGAGCGGUGGCAUCGCGGGGACGGGGCCGAGCACGCAGUGCGUGCAUCGCAGCGUGGACGUGGACUCUGUUGUGCAUCUGCUGCAUCUCACCGUGUGUUGCUGCGUCCUCCUGCUGCUGCCUGCUGCGCUGCUGACGGCUGCGGUGCUGCGGGGUGAGAGGGGGAGCGGGGUGGGGUGGCUGUUCUGGGUGCUGUGGGCUCCCCAUGGGGUGGCGAUGGUGGUGGAGCUCCUGUUGGAGGUGGGGGUGAUGCCGACCAACUGCAGUGCCUUUGAGAGCUUUGAUUUUGCACUGGGGCUGAGCGCGGCGCUGGGGGGGCUGCACUGCUGCCUCGUGCCCCUCACGCUGCUCCUCAAUGCCUUCUGUGGUCACAAAGGGGGGGGAAAGUGCUGAGCGCCCCAAAAGGGCACCCACAGCCCCGUCCCACACCCCCAUGGGUGGCCCCGAUGGCCCUGGGUCACAUUGCUCCCCAGCACUGCUCCCCCUGCACCCAUUGCUCUCCUGGCACCCAUGGGUGCCGCUGGCCUUUAAGCUCCCUGUGGGUGGCGCUGUUCCCCCAGAACCCCACAAAUGCUAUUGCUCAGCACCCACGGGUGCCCUUCAAACACCCCAAGAGUGGCAGUGCCCCUCCCCUCCCCCCCAGCACCUAUAGGUGGCACUUACCCCCCCUGACAAACUCUGCCCCCACCACCACCCGGUGGGGGGGUUCUAUACAAUAAAUCUCUCUGCAGCCCCAAUGCCCACAGCCUGGUUUAAUGCCUGGGGCGGGGGGGCAGGGGGGGUCUCCUUUCUCAAAACAACCCUCAUCCUCACACCCCGCUGCUGCCCCAUGGCUGACCCAUGGUGCUGUCCAUAGCUACCCCAUGGCCACCCCACGGAGCUCCCCAUUGCCACCCCAUAGCCCCCCCCACAGGAACCCCCACUUUCACCCCAUGGCACCGCUGCCCCACGGAGUCCCCCAUGAGCACUGUGGGGCUGAGCCCCCUUGCUGGCACAGCAGUGGCUGUGGGGCACAGUGUGGGAUGGCUCAGUGCUUCCUGAGGAUGCCCAUCCCCGGAAGCACCACGUUCCAUCCCAUUAUCAUCUCCGGUCCCGUUACCAUAGGGGUGUGGGGUGGAAGCAGGAGAAACUGCUCCUGGGGCUCCGAAUAAGGGGGGAGAUGCUUAAUGAGGCGCUGUGAUUAAUUAGCAGGAAGGAAAGUAAUCGAGCUUGGCAUUUGGUCAAUGCUUGGAAAUCCCCAUUAGGGAUGGUCCCAUGGUGACAAAGGGUCUGGGGGGGGGGGAAUAGAGGGGAACAGAAGGGUCAGGGGGCACAGAAAGCCCCAGAAGGUGCGCAGACACCAUCAGAGGACACAAGGACUCACUCAGAGGACAGAAGGGUCGGGGUUGAGGCGAUGCCUCGUGGUGGGGUGACCCCAAAUCCGACCCCACACCACGCGCCCCGGGCGCAGCUCCAGGACGGCCCCGUGCUGUGGUGAUGCAGUGCUGCAGCCGUGUGACACCGUGAAAUCACAGCUCCACCAGUGCCAGCGGAUGGGAUUGGGGGACGGAGCUCCCCUCCCACCCCAGCCACCCCAUAAACCUGCGGCAUCCGCACCCAGCAGUGCACCAGCACCAUGGGCACCGCGCCGAUGUGGAUCGUUGUCCUCAGCGCUGUCACUGCUGCCAUGGUCCAGGAAGACCUCUACAGAAAGGUGUUUGUGUUCCGGGAGGACCCCAGCGACGCAUACGUGCUGCUUCAGGCACGGCCGGAGCAUCCCAUGCUCAACUUCACCGUGUGCCUGCGCUCCUACACCGACCUCACCCGGCCCCACAGCCUCUUUUCCUACGCCACCAAAGCUCAGGACAACGAAAUCCUCCUCUUCAAACCCAAACCCGGCGAGUACCGCUUCUACGUCGGGGGGAAAUACGUCACCUUCCGCGUCCCCGAGAACCGCGGGGAAUGGGAACACGUCUGUGCCAGCUGGGAGUCGGGCAACGGCAUCGCCGAGUUCUGGCUGAACGGACGCCCGUGGCCACGCAAAGGGCUGCAGAAGGGCUACGAGGUGGGCAACGAGGCCGUGGUGAUGCUGGGGCAGGAGCAGGACGCCUUCGGGGGAGGCUUCGACGUCUAUAAUUCGUUCACGGGGGAGAUGGCGGACGUCCACCUGUGGGAUGCGGGGCUGUCCCCAGAUAAGAUGCGCUCAGCUUACCUGGCACUGAGGCUGCCGCCGGCGCUGCUGGCCUGGGGACACCUCCACUACGAGACCAAGGGAGAUGUGGUGGUGAAACCACGGCUGCGUGAGGCGCUGGGGGUCUGAGACCCCCAAGCUGUUCCCCUUUGCUGUCUCCAUCCUCACUGUCCCCUCCGCCCACUCGGCACAGCCGUGGGGAUGUGAUGCACAGAGAGAUGGGGACACCCCCAACCCCGGGUUGCCCCUCUCCUGCUGACUCCCCACGGCAUGCAGUGCUGGCCCCAUCCCUGUCCUGAGAUCCUUGUCCUUCCCCUGCUCCACGGCAGCAAAAUAAACCGUGAAAACUCCAGGUGACAAUGACAAAAGUGAGCGCACGUCGAUCCCGCUGGGGAUGGGAGGGGUGGGGUGGAUUUGGGGAUGGCCCCCCAUGAUGGGUGUGGGGGACACAUCGAUUGCCAGGGAUGGGAGGGGGUGACAUGGAUCUGGGGACGGACGCUUGUCCCCACACUUCCUGCCCAUU